AUGCUUGAGUUUUGUUCCUGUCACAGUGCCUCAACGUGGGCCAAUACAGAGUUUCCCAACAGAGCAUAUAUUCAUCAAGCGAGCCGCUAUAGCCAAUACCCUUCAAAGUCGCCAUGCGUGAGGUACGUCCAAAGGACGGAGGUCAGAUUCUUCAAACUACGUUCCAAUUCCGACAAUGCACGUGAAAACAUGAGGCGCACGAUUUUGCCGGGGGUCCCUGCCCCACCAUUUACGUAG
Molecule: messenger RNA, 237 nt
Organism: Bipolaris zeicola 26-R-13
Lineage: Eukaryota; Fungi; Ascomycota; Dothideomycetes; Pleosporales; Pleosporaceae
Exons: 1
Coding region: 1-237 (78 amino acids)
Source: RefSeq, a predicted model, not a curated record